Messenger RNA from Rotaria sordida, 273 nucleotides. NCBI's taxonomy places the organism in Eukaryota, Metazoa, Rotifera, Eurotatoria, Philodinida, Philodinidae. The record is from the annotation of a GenBank genome assembly.
AUGCCAAAUGAUAAUAUUCAAGGUGAUGAACAACCAAAAAUGAUUCAUGUCAUAGACGUAGUUAAUGAUCUAUUUACUGAAGAACCGCCAGCACAUAUAGAAUGUGGUGAUAUUAUUGAAUUUAAAAUAAUAAAAAAAGAUGAAUAUGAUAUAUUUCAAGUAUAUAAAGAUGGUGACGAUUAUUAUCGAAAAGAUCAUGGCUAUGAAUUAUUGAAUAUUAAUACUCGUAUAAGUAUACGCUAUAAAUAUCAGGGUGUAGGUAAAAAAGUGUAA